Messenger RNA from Coccinella septempunctata (seven-spotted ladybird), 2224 nucleotides. RefSeq lists its product as uncharacterized. NCBI's taxonomy places the organism in Eukaryota, Metazoa, Arthropoda, Insecta, Coleoptera, Coccinellidae. The record is from RefSeq and is a predicted model, not a curated record. Bases 389 to 2119 code for a protein of 576 amino acids. The transcript has 4 exons.
GUUAAAACCCGUGGUGUGGAAGGAGCCUUAUAUUUCCAUCCAUGCUUAUUAUUAUCAAAAAAAUACUAAAUUCUAUCGUGACUUGGAGUUCAUAUAUUCAACAACAAUCAAACGCUAUCCAAGAUUAUAGACCACAUACCAUCAACAAUCCUUGCUCCAGGCACACUCUCUCAAUUUCAUCAUUCGAAACGAAAGCUACCUCUACCUGCAGACAUCGGACAUUUACGAGUUCCGACACCGAGUUGCAGUUGAAGGUUGUAGUUCCAGUUUCGGUGUUGCGCUGUUGCGCAGCGAUCAGUUUCAGUGUCGCUGUCGUAGAGGAGGGACUUAUCGGAGUGUCCGCAACUACAAACCUGCGCGUAACUUUCGUCAAACCAGAGCAAUUAAGAUGGCGAUGCGAAUGUGGACCCAGGAAGAGACUAGGUCUCUCAUCUCCCAUUACAAAACAUAUCCCGAGCUGUGGGAUACUACGCACCCGGAUUACAAGUGUAGAAAGAAGAAGAUGGAGGCAUCGGAAAAAUUGGCGGUAAUCUUCAAUGCGACACCGGCAGAGAUCAACAGAAAAUUGCACAAUAUUCGUACGCAGUUUCACAACGAACGUAGGAAACUGAAGAGAAUGAGGAGCGACCAGGUUGGUGCCCGGCGAUACCAUACCAGCACGUGGGAGUAUUUUUCAAGUUUGACAUUUUUAUUGAAUAGUGAAUCAGAGUCCAGUGAUAUGAAGGAGAUCCCACUUGUAUCGCCAAUGGUUAACAAAAGUCUGAUCGCGCAGCAUUCCAUAAUCACCCCUUACGCCAUCAUCAACCCCAAUCAACAACGGAACGGAACGGUAAUCCCCAGGCCACAAGAAGAAGUUCGAGACCCAGUGACUUCGAAAUUGCUCAAGUCCGAAAACGACGAGGUCACUUUUGGCAACUUCGUGGCAUCUGCGAUACGUAAUUUGAGAUCCGAGGUUCGUAGGAGACAGUUGAAACGUAAGAUCCAACAGGCUAUUCUCGAAAUUGAAGAAUUAGACGAAGCCGAUCAAUUAUUAAGUCAUCCUUCUGCCGCUGAUGCUGCAAAGGUCCAUUCGCCGUGGGACACUGGGUCGGAAAAAAAGGAGACAGGCUGGCCAUCUCCUGAAGUCAAAAUAGAAUACGACGAAGUUGCAUUCUUUAUUCAAAGUAAGGUGACAAAAUUUCAUUAUGCCAGGGCAGAAAAAUAUCUGGCAGCGGCCCUGUCCGAGAACCCAGCGAUCAAACCGGGCUAUGCGCAUGCGUCAGGGACUAGUCGCGGUCGUUUCGCUGUUGCGCGGGAAUCUGGAUUCAGUUUGGAUUUCAGUGUGGUAGAACGUAGGCUCUUACGUUACGUCGUCAGCAAUUUUCGCCUUCCACACAAAUUUCAUCUUGAGUCCAGACUGAAUACGAUGCAGAGACGAACUUGGUCCGAGGAGGAGACGGAGUCUCUCAUUUCGUUUUAUAGAGCGCAUAAAGAAUUAUGGCUCAACAGGAGAACCAGAGGUUACGAUCGAGCGAAAAGAGCGGCCACUCAUAGAAAAUUGGCGCAUAUUUUCAAGACCACUCCGACCGAAAUCGAUAAAAAAUUGAAGUCUUUGAAAUGCGGAUUCCUCAAUGAAUUGAGGAAAAUGAAUUUGGGGAAUGGUUAUAUUACUACUUGGGAACAUUACCCGAGUUUGAAAUUUUUGAAAAAUCGGAACUCGAAGAGUCCAACAAGAGCGUCUUCCGUUGAAACUCCAAACCUUGACCAAAGUCAACCCCAACCAUCAAAUACCAUCAACCCCAACUCCAUCACCUCCAACUCCUCAACUGCAGAAAGCACCCCGCAAAAGUCCACGUUAGAGGACCAAGCAAACUCGAAACCGUCCAAAUCCGAAGACGAGGAGGUUUUUGGUAACUUUGUGGCUGCGGCAAUACGCAACUUGAGGUCGGAGGCUCGUAGGAGAGAGCUGAAGCGUAAGAUUCAACGUGCUAUCAUUGAAACUGAAGAAUUGGACGAAGCCGAUCAGUCUGGCGUUUUUUCUCCUCCAUCUCCAAUCACCAACACGACGAACGGAACUUUGGAUAUAGAGAGCUCACCUCCGGAAGUUAAAAUGGAGUUCGAGCAUAAUUUUGCCUUGUAAUAAUGUGAUUCUCGCCAGAAUACACAACUGGACGAGCUAUUUUUGUUAAAUUACGUGAUAAAAGUGAUAUUGACCUGAACUUAAUAAAUAUUUUUCAAUACGUUU